Molecule: messenger RNA, 13698 nt
Organism: Taeniopygia guttata (zebra finch)
Lineage: Eukaryota; Metazoa; Chordata; Aves; Passeriformes; Estrildidae
Gene: SLC35A3
Product: solute carrier family 35 member A3
Biological process (GO): pyrimidine nucleotide-sugar transmembrane transport
Cellular component (GO): Golgi membrane
Molecular function (GO): pyrimidine nucleotide-sugar transmembrane transporter activity
Source: RefSeq, a predicted model, not a curated record
AAGAGGGUGAAGUUGAGGCUGCUGUGGGGGAGCGGCCGUGUGUGAAGUUGGGAAGGGACACGGAUCUGGCCGGAGCUGUGUCAGUGCUGCUGAGGUUGUGACUCCUUGCUGGUGCUCUGCUGAGGAGAUGCUCACUAUGCGGGAUGUGGUGCUGCAUGUAAAGUUCACAGAAAUGCAUUUUACGAGUAUUUGCAUGGUUAUAAUAAUUUUAUACCAAGUUUUUGAAAUUAGAAACGCUCUAGUGGUACAACACUUAUGGAUUAAGCAGAAACUUAGAGGACAGAGAGAUAACAAAUGUAAUAAUACAUAUUAUGGAAUAAACUAAAAGAUAAAAGGUAAAUAUCAGAAUGUACCCGAAUUUGUUUCAUUUUAUUAAAUCCUAUAAACUAUGUUUUAGGCCAGAGGGAGGAAGACUUGGAUUCCAGAUAAAAAUAUUUUAAGGUAAUGACUAGGUGAAGAAGACUGACACAGCUUUGAGCAAAAGAGGGUGUGUUAUUUGGGACAUAAAGAACAUAUGCAACAAAACCUGUCUAAAACUAAGUGAGCACCACAGUGGGAAGUUUUCUUUUUCAUGGUGGUCUCUACACAGGAGGUUUGGGAUGUAAGACAACCUUUGCUAGUUAAAGACCAUAUGUGCAGAAUGACAAAGUGGGUCUUGGAAUAAACAUUAGCUGUGAUGGACUGCUUUUCUCGAAGUCUGUGGGGCUGCUUCUCCCCAUAGGCACUGCACUUGACUUUCAGUGUGCUCACUGAGUUGAGCUACAGGCUGCAGGGUGAGUUUGAGGGAGGUGACAGUUGCAGAGAAAGUGAUUUACAAUAAUCUCUCCCUUUGGAAACUGUAGUUCUUUAUUCCCUUGUACAUUGUUAGGCAUUGUAAGAACUUGUGAUUGAAAAUCACGGUUCUGGGAGAUAAGUAUCCGUUGUUUGGGAUGUGUGGUGUUCUGGUUGGUAGAAGUAGUAUGUGUAGCAAAAAUACAGGUUUGGGGAAAGGCUGGUUCUAGUAAGUAUAAAUUUGCUUUCUUUAGAGCAAUGUAUUGUUAGGAUUAACUCUGCCUCCAGCAAUCCUACAGGAUGCCUACACAGCCUAAUUCCUUAUUCGGGUAAUGAUAUUGUUUGCAACAAUGAGAAAGAGGCAGGGAUCAUCUGAGCCCAGUACCUGUAGAAUUCAAGUCACAUGUCCCCUUAAACCAGUUUCCGAUUUGGCAGUGUUAAAGGGAGCACAUCACAUACUUAUCUUUGGGACAGGUUUGCUGGACACAGUUAUUCCUCCCAUAUUGUUCUUGAAUUGCUCACUGCCUGGGCUUAUUUUUCACCGGUUACUUCAGUUCCCACUGUGUUCACUCCACUUGUGCGGGCUACAUGCCUUUGCUGGAACUCAGGAGGCUGCGCAGCUGGAUCACAUCAAUGGAGGAUGUCUCUAGAGGGGAGGAGAGAUUCUUAACAUCUGUACUUCUCAGGAUCUGGCAUGAUAAUGUCAGGUGGUUCUGGAGUUAGGAGUUCAGGAUUUUGCCACUGGAUUUCUCAACCUUGUCUUACAUUUAUACCCCUUCAGUGCAGUUCAAUUGUCCCAUUUUAUUUGUAAUUACUGGCAUGCUGCUGUGCCUACAGAUUGAUUUUCCCUGGAGGAUUUAGUUUGUGUGACUCUACUCCAAGUAGGUCACCUUGACUGAGAUGUUUUACACACUGUGUUGCCUUGAGCACCCAGACUUGAUUUGUAAUUCAUACAUAGCAUAAGUGUAAGCUGCAGCUGAACCCCAGCUGGAUUCAAUGUUCAGUCUUUCAGCACCUUAAAUCAAGCUCCUUCAUUGGCUUGCUGCAUCUGCAGGAACUGCAUUCCAGCAGUCCUUUGGUUCAUGGCAUUGCACUCCUGUGUGCUUGAGGAGGGGUGGGCAUUUGAACUGCAACUGAGAACUGAAUGGCUCCUUGCUUUCAGAGUCUGAAUGUGGCUGCUGGGAUCUAUCUAUACUGUGAUCUAUACAGUGAACACAGUGUAUGUACUGUGAAAACGAGAUGCAGUUCAGGCAGCUUGUAUCAAAUUUCUGUGCUGGCAGGCAGAGUUGGGCUUAAUGACUGUUAUGUCAAUAUAAAACUAUUGCACUGCUAGGCAGAGUUAAAGUCUUCAUCUUACAAGAAAUGCUGGUGUUGACAUUUAGCUCAAUGAGGGCCUGAAUUUCCAGAAUGCAGAAUAUUUAUACUCAAUAUGUGAUUUGUAUAAUAUUCAUCAAACCAAAUUUUCAUCAGUCAAAAAAAAAAAAAUGAUCUCUGGAUUCUUAGGUUCGGUGUAAAGGAUAAGGGUGGUGGGCUUAAAGAGCACUUAGCCACAGAUCCCACAUUUUAAAAUUCACAGUGCUUUACUCUUCCUGCCUGAUACAUAGAUUAGAAUGCUAUUUAUUCCCCACAAAAGAAAGAAACAAACAGAAAACCUUUGUGAGCUCAUAAAACAGAUCAUCCACUUUCCCUUUCUGCUCAGUUUUCUGACAUGUAAGAAAACCUUGCCUGGGUCCCAAGGAAUUUAUAGCAUUCUCUGAAAUGAGACUUUAGUUAAUAGUUAAUAUGUAAUUGCAUUCCCUUUGUUAAACUUGGCAGUGAUGGAAUUUCCUGGUUGAAUUAUAUAUAUGGCCAGUGAAUCACUGAUACAGCCUCCACUAUCUUUGGCAAAAGCCAAGGUUUUGGAGCAAAGCUGAGAAGAAAUCAUUGGUUGAUCUUUAACAGUUACCAUUUAAUGUGUAACUGCUCUGAACCUAGGUGCACUUGCCACUUUUGAAAACCAUCUGCAUGGUUUUAAAAUGGCCAAGAGUAGUGGUUUGACCCCAGCUGGCAACUAAGGCACAGGCACUUGCUCACCCCCCUGGUGGGACGGGGCAGACAAUCAGAAAAUUAAAAGUGAGAAAACCUGUGAGUUGAAACAUAGACAGUUUAGUAGGUAAAGCAAAAGCUGCACUUGCAAGCAAAGCAAACCAAAGAGUUCUUUUACCACAUUCCAUGGGAAGGCAGGUGUUCAGCCAUCUCCAGGAAAGCAGGACUCCAUCAUGUGGAACAGUGACAUGGGAAGACAAACACCAUCACUCUGAACCUCCCCCUCCUUUCUUCUCCCAGCUUUAUAUACUGAGCGUGACUCCAGAUGGUCUGGGAUAUAUCCCUGUGGUCUCUUGAGGUCAGCUUUCCUGGCUGUGCUCCUCCUUUCUUCUUCUCCCAGCUUUAUGUACUGAGCAUGACUCCAAAUGGUCUGGGAUAUAUCCCUUUGGUCUCUUGAGGUCAGCUUUCCUGGCUGUGUUCCUCCCAACUUCUUGUGCAUUCCCAGCCUCCUCACUGGUGGGGUGGGAGGCAAAAAAAGUGUAAUCCCUGCUCAACAAUAGUGAAAACGUCCCUGUGAGCACUUUUCAGCACAAAUCCCAAGCACGUCUCCCUGCCAGCUGCUGUGAAGAAAAUGAACUCUACCCCAGCCAAAACCAGCACAUGAGAUAUGGUUGUGCCUAGGGAGCAAGAUGACGUUGCAGGAGCAAGGUCCUCCAGUGAUCUACAGUGUUCUACUUGAUCACCUUGUCUUAAAAAUACCAAUUGAAUGCAGUUACGUUUUUAAUUCUUUUCAGUAGUUAAGAUUUUUUUUAAUGUAAAUUGAGAAAUUGGAAAUAUUGCCUGAAGGGAACUUUCAUAUGGAAAAAAAUCUUUGUUCCUCAGUUUCUGCUCAAAGAGUAAGGAACAGACUUUGCCAGGGGCUUUGCUUUUAACCUCAUUUCUGAAGAAUUGUACAAGCUCCAAGAGAAGCACAGUUUUAUUUCUUUUUUCAUAGUGUACUUAGUGCACUUUAUAAUGUCUCCAGCAAGAAAAAUGAGUAACAAACUGGAAAACAAAAAAAGAAAGAGCAAGGUAAGUUUUAAAAUGAUGAAGUUAAUUGCAGUGAUUUAGUUGCAAAGUGCCAGGUAUUUGGGGAGGUAUAGCUGACAAUUGUAGAUAGCUUAUGGGAGGGAACAAAUAAGAAACUUGUUCACAGUACGAGGAAAAUGGAAAACAUAGUAGUGACAUUUUAAAGUGUAAAAUACAAAAUAUUUAGGACAUGCAUUACUACAAUUACAGUGGCAUGACAGAUUUCAGCUUGUGGUGGGAGGAGAAAGAAUUGUCAAAUUUUAGCAGUCCAAAUAUGGCAGUUAAAUUAUUUGUGUGUAUGUAAAAUCUUCUUCAGAACACAGUUCAGCAGCACUUAACUUUUUAGGUUUUUAAUUUUUUUUUAGAUUUGGAGAGGUCUAUGUGCCUUCUGUGCCAUGUGGGAUAUUUGUCAUAAAAUCAUAGAAUGGUUUGUAUUGGAGAGGACCUUAAAGAUCAUCUGUUUCUGACUCCCUGCCAUGAGCAGGGACACCUCCCAUAGACCAGGUUUCUCAAAGCCCAUCCAACCUGGCCUUGAACGCUUACAGUAAUGGAGUUUCUCCAGUUCUCUGGGCAGUCUCUUCCUGAAUUAGCCCAGCCCAGGCCCUGGCACUUGGCCUUGCUGAACUUCAUGAGGUUCCUUCCUUCCACUUACUUCUAUACUUAAAGUGUAUGUUGUAUUAUAUACUACUUCUGAUAAAUACAAAGCUAUAUUCACUCCAAAAAAAAAAAAAAAAAAAAAAAAAAAAAGGAAUGUUUAUGGAAUAGAACUUUCUCUGAGGAAUGUAGUUGUGUUGCAGAAAAUGUCGUGUUACUUGUGUGUUAUCCAGCACAGGGAAGAGGGUAAUGUGUGUAGAAAGUAAGUAAAGCAUAGAAAGAAGUUUUAUAAAGAUAGGUCCUUCAGGUUCUGUGAGUUAUCUCUUACUUCCAGCCGGGCUUUUCCUUUGUUGGCAGCUUAUUGUAUUUGUAUAGGUAUGGUGUCAGCACUAGGUUCAUAUUUAAUAGGAGAAAUAUGAGAACACCAUCCUGUUUUCUUUAAUCUCUUAUCAUGAGUUCAAAGCAAAUGUUCAGAGGUGUGUCCAUACAUGUACCACUGGAAUGACACAGAGGCAGAUUCAGUCAGUGUUUAUUUUCCAGCAGAUCCCAAGUGGAGAAUUUGGUGUAGUAGCACAAAAAAUUUAAACUUUGCCUUUGGCAGUUUUGAAAGGCUGGUUCUCUACUUCUGUGUUGGGCUUUGCAUUUUAAUUGAUACACAAAUGCCUUUUGUUGGUUGAGCAAUAGUAAACUGAUUAGUCAUCAAAUGGAAUAAGACCUAGGAAAAAUUACUCCUGUAACUUGGCUUUUUUACUCUAAAAACUGUCAGCAGUGAAAACAUUUCACAGUUAGGCUGGAAGGAAUUUAAUUCACCUAACAACAUCACUGUGAAGAUUUGGAGCAUGAUACUAGUUAGUUUAUUUUUCUUUUUUUUAAUUAAACUUUUCUUGUGACAGUAUGGAGGAGUAAAGAAAUAGUUGUCAGUAGAGGUUAUUUUUGUCAAAUCUUUUGGUGAAUUUAGCUUACUUUUUUGUUGUCAGACUUGCUGGAAUUUACUGUUAUUUUUUUUCUUAUCUUUCAUCUACUUCUUCACAUAAUGUUGGGUGCUUGGAGUUUUUCCUAUAAGUUUCUCUGAUACUCCCUGUAAUUCUGAUUUUUAGUCCUUCUACAAAGAUUUUGAGUCCUUACACAAACUUAAGAGUAGAAACCAGUUCAUAAACUAAUCCUUAAUUUUGCACAGGAUUUUGCAACAGUAGAUACUUAUCAGCUGAAAUCUUCAGAAAUUUAUACCAUCAGAUCUUUAAAAGACAAAAUCUUAAGGUUAAGAAAAGUUCCAUAAUCUUAUUGCUCUGUAGUAAACUCUGAUUAAUAUCAAGGAGUUUUGGUGUGCUGUUUAUUAAUUCAGAUUGACUGUGGUUUAAUUUCAUCUGCAAAUAUUAGAAUUUACCAGUAUUUUAGGAGGGAAAAUGUAGGGAUGAAAUAAAAAUAUUACAUUUUAGCCUGGGUUGGAGGUAUUACAAAGGGAGAUGAAAACCUGCAACUCAGAAAUGUAUUUAUUUUUUAAUUAAUAUUAUGAGCUGGAAAUACGUGAUUUUCCACUUUAAAAAAUUUGCUUCUUUUGAAGAGUUAUUGUUCAUACUUUGGGCAGUAUGGUACUUUGAGCUGAAAGUAUUACUUCCUGUAUAGAUUGCUUUGCUUUGUGUUCUGAAAACCUUUCCAGGGUCCUUCUCCUUUUUACUUGCAAGGAGAACAGCUCUUCACAUAGAAUCCAAAUUUAAUGCAGCUGUGUGUACUGAAUCCAAAUGUUACCUGGCUGUAAAUGCCACCUUGGCUUCCUGUGUGUUGGCUCCUGUGUAGGGCUGCCUUCCUUGUGGCUGCAGGGUGUGGCCAUGGCACACGGAAGAAAUGACGCAGAAGGAACUGGUUUCUUUUUGCACAUAGACUAACAGAAGAGAAGAGCAACGAGCCCAGUCCCUGAGAUGAGUUUCUUAAUAUUUUAGUCAGGAAACUGCACACCCUGGUGUAAAGCUCAAAAGAAAGAGUUCAUGUCACCACUCUACUUCCAGUCUUUGAAUUAGCAAACCUAAAUCUCACUUUUCAAACAGAUGCAUCCUGCAGAGUACCAAGCAGUGCAUCCAAAGCCCAGUAAGAAACCUAAGGUGUAGCUCUGUACAGGAAAUGCAAUGGGAACUUCACUAUCAUUGUUGGUUUAAGAUCCAGGUGUGGGUUGUUACUGAAGGCAAUAAUUCAUUUAUUCUGGGACUGCACAGCUGCUGCUCUGAGGGUAGCAGGAGCUCAUGGCUACAAGUGAGCUCUUACCCCUCUUGACAGUCACCUGUAAAUCUAAAGGUGUUGUGAGACUGCAGUCGAAGAUAGUCUUUAAAGUUCAAUAUUUUGCUCCUUUUUUGGAUUGUUCCCAGUUUACACAAGAGGUCCAUGAGCUGAUAAGCAUGUCUUUUCAAAGAGAAGGGACCAGGAGAGCUGAUGAGGUGUUCUGUGUGCUUAGCAGAGCGUGGUUAUGUUAUUGACAUGUGUACAUUUCAGAACUCUAGUUCCUGCUCAGUGAACCAGCUUGUAAGUACAGCAUGAAACUUCACACACUUGCUGUCUACAAGCCUGUCUUGUUGACCCCUGACAGGACAACUUUUAAAAAAUACUCUUAUUUCAGCUAUCAUGCUGGACACUUAGGUUCCAUUCUAUGUGCACUUUUGGAACUCUGAAAUGCAUUAGUGACUUACAGUAAGGAAAUAUUUCCUGCUACUGGUGCCUUUUUGAGAUAUAUUGUCUGGGGAAAGUUCACUUUUUUUAUCAUGAUUUCUGAGGAAGACAAGACAGAAGUUAAAGAUAAUGGUGUGAAAGGAAAAAGUCAAGAAAUGUCUGCCAAUUUAAAGUACCUUUCCUUGGGCAUCCUGGUUUUUCAGACCACAAGUUUAGUGUUGACCAUGCGCUAUUCUCGGACACUGAAAGAAGAAGGACCUCGUUACUUAUCCUCUACUGCAGUAGUUAUUGCUGAACUUCUGAAGAUUUUGGCCUGUGUUCUAUUAGUCUACAAAGACAGCAAAUGCAAUUUACGGACUCUGAACAGAGUGCUACGUGAUGAAAUCCUUAACAAACCCAUGGAAACUCUUAAACUUGCUAUUCCUUCAGGAAUUUACACUCUUCAGAACAACUUGCUAUAUGUAGCAUUGUCAAACCUAGAUGCAGCCACAUACCAGGUUACCUAUCAACUGAAAAUUCUCACCACAGCAUUGUUUUCUGUAUCCAUGUUGAGCAAGAAACUGGGUGUAUACCAGUGGCUGUCACUUGUAAUAUUGAUGACAGGAGUGGCAUUUGUGCAGUGGCCUUCAGACUCUCAAGCAACCCCUGCUAAGGAGCACUCAGCAGGAUCACAGUUUGUAGGCCUGAUUGCAGUUCUCAUAGCAUGCUUUUCUAGUGGAUUUGCUGGAGUUUAUUUUGAGAAAAUUUUAAAGGAAACUAAGCAGUCUGUGUGGAUCAGAAACAUUCAGCUUGGAUUUUUUGGUAGCAUAUUUGGACUUAUGGGUGUUUACAUUUAUGAUGGAGAACAACUGUCAAAGAAUGGAUUUUUUCAAGGAUACAAUAAACUUACUUGGGUGGUGGUUGUUCUACAGGCUCUUGGAGGGCUGGUGAUUGCUGCUGUUAUAAAAUAUGCAGACAACAUUUUAAAGGGAUUUGCAACUUCUCUCUCCAUUAUACUGUCAACAUUGAUCUCCUAUUUCUGGCUGCAAGAUUUUGUCCCUACAAGUGUCUUUUUCCUUGGAGCCAUCCUUGUAAUAGCAGCUACUUUUCUAUACGGUUAUGAUCCCAAACCUGCAGGAAAUCCCAUUAAGGCAUAGCAGACUUCCUCAUCAACCUGCUUCUCGAGAUCAUGCACUGGGGGCCUUGCUGGCACUGGCAUGUGGGAAGUGUCACUGUGCACUGCAAGGGAAGGAUGACUGCCCUGAAUAUAUUGAAGAAAUGCUGAUGAGUAGUUCUGGACAGCCAGAGGGGUUACAGGUGGAGGAGGGUGAUGCUGUCUGCAACUGAUGGGGGGGGGGGGGGGAACGUCAGGGGAAUGCCCAGUGCAACUUGCUAAUAAAAACUUGAAAGGAACCAAAAGUUUCCAAGAAACUACAAUUAGGAAUGUUUACAGCUUUGACUGAGAUUGCAUCAAAAGAAUUACUGUAUUGACUGCUGCAGAAAUAUGUCCUAUGCACUCUUGGAAAGAGCACAUGACAACAUUGUCAGAUUGUAUGUUUUUGCUAUUCAAUUCUAUUUAAUCUUAGUAAAUAUGUUUUUAACUGUUUGUCUAUUUACGUGAAAUGAGCUGAAAGUCAUAGUUCUAAAGUGAUGGUUCUAAUUAGGUACUCCUUAUUAAAAAUGAAAAUUGAAGUAUAAUUGAAAGACACUUUCACAAUAUCAAAUAUUUUUAUAUUUUUAGAAGGCUGAUUUAAUAACAGAAAUAUGUUAUUAAAUGAUAAUAUUAUAAUUCUGUUGCUUCUAUAAAACUAUGGUAAGAAUGUUAACAUUCUCACUGGAGUACCAAGGGAGGAAUACUCCAGCCUGCAUCAGCCUGUAGUGUUGGAGCAGAUGGAAUAACUCUGGGAGCACGGGCUGGAGGUUACCACGCUAAUCUGGGAGCAGCAGUAGGGUUAUGGUGGGUGCUUGCUCAGAUGUGAUGUUGAUUCUUUUUUUUUUUUUUUACUGAUUAUAAAUCAACUUUUUGGUAGAACCUUAAAAGUAGCUUUUGUGCUUUAAAGAGCCUCUGAAGAUUUUUUUAAACCAUGAUUUCAAAAAACAAAGAGCCCAUAAUAAGCAUUUAAAGGCAUUAUCAUUGUCUGUAAUAGCUCCAUCUGGAGAUAUUCUGGUAUGGCAUCUGUAUACUGUACUGUACUUUAUUACAGAGGUGUUUUUUAAACAGAUGUUUACUCAUGAACUCUUCCAAGCUUUUUCUAUAUAUUUCUAUUUAAUGGCUUAAUUAGAAUUUUGGUGGGUUUUUAUUAAUUAUUAUUAUUUCGUUCUGAGAGUACUUGAGCCAAAAUGAGUUAUCUGGACCUAUUUGUUCUAGUGGUGGAAUUACUUUAAUAGUAAAUAUAAUUUAAAAGCAAUUAAUUGUGCAAUAGGUAAAUAUAAAAGCAUGCUGUUAUUCUGUUUGAAACAAACAAACAAAAAAAAACUUCACAAAGAAACCUUGCUGCAAUUAGAUCAAUUAGACUGUUAUGAACACUUCACUUGAAGUAUUUGCAUAUAGUCAGAAACACUAAAAAAAUCUGAACUAAUAAACAAAAAUCUGUCUUAAAAAUCAUUGGUUUUCAGGUUUACAAUGGAUGUUAAUGUAGGGUGAUUCGUGUGACACCUGUGGUGAUACUUUUAUAUCAAAGCAUUGUAGGAGUCCCUUGCCAGUAGAAUGGCAAGUGGUAUAAAUGUCUUUAUUCCUUUGUUCCCUGCCACCACCCCUCCAUGCUCUUUCUCACAUCUGUCUUGUACUAAAGAAAAUGUGUAAUAGAAGGGUGUUUUGAAAUGUUUACCUAAGUACCUCAUCUGAUUGACAAGGAGAUUCUGUAGGAGUGCUCUGAGAUUUCUUAAUGAAGUAUUGUGAAUGGUAAAGGAAGAAUUCCAUUUAUGUCAGUUAAGUAAAAAUAGUGUUUUUCUUCUGUUGGCAAUUACAUGUUUUAUCAACGUUUUGUUUGUUUGUCUUAUCAGAGCAAGACAUUAAAGAAAUAUCAGAGCUCUGCCUAGGGCUUGCUAAGCUUUGUGAACUGUGAAUCUGUCCCAGCAUGUUGUAAUUGCAGUAGCUUUGCUACUUGGCGAUCAAAACUAUCUAAAUGGGCAUUCUGUGUUACUAUUAAAUGUUUUGCAUGUAAUAUCCAAUGUGGCACAAUCUUUGAAAAGUCCCAUUUAGCCAUUUCCCCCUGCAGUGCAGCCUGAGGUAAGAUGUGUGUGUAGAGCAAGCAGUGGCUCACAGCGGUGCCACGUACAGAAUGGGAACUGCACUGCUCUGAAAUGAGGUGGGAGGUGUUGGUAGUAAUCUCUCAAAUGGAGUUUGGCCCUACACAAUAAUACUUUUGAUUUCGUGAGUCACAGUAGUGGGAGUGUUCAAGUGAUAGAAUUGGUUACUUUCCUAAGAAAAGUCUCCAAAAAACAUAAAAAGCAGGUUGCGAACACUUUAAAGUUGGUUGUACAGGAAGGGACCAAAAAAGCCAAAUAAUUACCAUGUGGCUGGAGCUCUAUGACAUGUAGCCUGGUUUUAAUAUUUCAGGUGCACCUGUCAAUAUUUGCCAGGAUGUUUAAAGGAAAGACCAGGAGUAUGUGCUCUUUGCUUUGGAAAAGGAUGCCAUGCAGCUUCGGAAAACUGCCUGCUGUACUAAGGAGCAGUAGCUCCUUUCUGUAAAGGAACAGUAACUCCUGUCUGUAAAUCAAUGACUUCCAUGCUUUCACUUGACAGUCACAUUCUGUUUUCCAGCAGAAGGAUAGAUCUCAUCACAGACUUGUUGCAGAAAAGGAAAAAUGAAUUUGCAUUUUUAGCUGUGUUUCCUCCCAGAGAGGAAAGGCUGUUCUCUGAGGUGUGGCUCUGGACAGGUAGCACGUGUUUUCUGAGAACAGGAGGGAUUUGAGGAGGGCUCGCUGAUUUCUGUAACCUUUGCACCGGGGAGCAUAUGCACAUUUUCUCACGGAGAUACUUUUGUAUUUGGAUUUUUAUUUUUUUAAGUAGCUUUAAGUCUAUAACUCAUUAACUAACCAAAGAGGAACAGCUAGCACAGAGUUUUGGGAAGUAGUGGAUAAUGUGCUUUGAGUUUGCCCUAAAAGCAAAUGCUGUAGGAGUCUAACUUCCCAAAAAUAUACUUGUCUUUCUGAACUAUUUUCUGACUUUUAGACAAUGGUUUUGUUAGUUAAGUUGUAUAUUUAGGAGGCUAACCGAUACUUAGCAGAAUUUUGUUUAAAUAUUUAUAAAGUUGUAGCUAGCUAUUUAUUUGUAAUAACUUGAAUUAUGUGAUUUUCCUUUCUAGACUUAUAUAUUGGGUGUACUAGUAUUUAUUGAAUACUUGGAUAUUUGGUAGUUUUAUUUGAGAAUAUCUGGGAUACAUGGUAAAUGGUCAAAUAACAAUAAAGUUAGGACUAUCUUCAAAGCAAAAUAGAUCAGUUCAGUGGUGAAAAAACUUAAAGUCUAAUAAAGUAAGAUAAACUUUUCUUUCAACAUUGUAUUUCUAAGCAAUCCACAAGUGCCCAAAAAUGUAUUUUCUCAAAGAAUUCAGAUAAUUGUAUAGUUUUAUUCAACUUCAUUGUUUUAGACAAACUUAAAAAAUACCUUCCUUUUUAUUUCAGUAAAGGGUAGAUUAAUGUUCUAGAUUCAACUUCUAUCGUAUAACACCUUUGGACUUUUACUACAAUGUUUUAAUAACUAUUGUGUUAUUUUUCCUCAAAAAGACAAAGCAUUCUCAUUUUGCUUGUGUUUCAUGCACAUGAACACAGGCCUCUCACAGACUCUUAGUAGUACACAAUUCUUUUGUAUUUCUAACUUAUUUUUUGGCUGUAACAAAAUACUGUAAUAGAUUUUGUUCAUUUUUUUUAAUUGAUAAAUGAAACAUUGCAUUUAUUCUGGUUUUUGUUGUCAGUAACUUUCAUAUUUGAAUGUAUUUCCUGAUCAGCUCUGCAUGUUCUGUUGUAUUUAAGUGAUCAUCAUUUCCCAAAUUUGAAUUUGUUGCUCGUUCUCCUGGUGACAGUGUUUCUUGCUGGAUAUUGUGUGGAGGUUUAUGCAUUCCUUUCAUAUCUGAAAUCUAUGUUUGUGAGAAUGAGUUAUUAAAAACCAGUAAGGGUUUUUUGGAGGUUUUUUUGUGUAUUAUAAAGGUAACAUUUAUGUAUAACAUGGUAUUAUACCAUAAAUGUAUAAAGUGUCAUUACCUAAGAUGGUGCAUUACUGUGAAAAAGUCCAAGCAGUGUUUCCUUACCUUUGUUUUAAUUGUUCUUUUCAUUUUUAAUACUGAUAAUGUUCCACAGGAAGAGAGUCCUGCUCUUUACAGGUAAGCUCAUUGUAUAUUUUUAGGUAUCUGAAAUUAACGCAUUUUACUAAAGAAAAAUUUGGGGCAAAAUGCAACAAAAUAUGUGGAAUUGAUUAGAUGAUGUCUUCUGCUUCAGUUACUGUCCAAAGCUCUGUUCUGUUGAAUUCUUAGGUUUUUGUAAGUAUUUCUCGGCUGAAUUUAUAACUCUUUCCAGAAGAGAAAAUAACCUGUCCUGACUUGCCAUUCAGUGCUUGUUCUUGUUCUUGAAUGUCUGCUGCACAUUUGUAUCCAGGAGUACACAUGGCACAUUAACUUGUCUGCAAUCUCCCAUCAUCAUUCUGACUGUAAUUGGCCAUAUUCAUUUCAUUAAUGAUUUAGAGCUCAGUAAGAAUUGCUUAUACGCUAAGCAUAUGUUUGUAUUUGCUGCCAUGAGUAUGAUUUUUUCAAUUUUUUUAAACUUUGUCCUUAUUGCCAAUAUAUGAGCCCAAAUAUAUUAUUUCAAACAUUGUAGCAAAAUUUUUAAGGUAGUCUUAGUUUUUUAUAUGUUAAUAUUUGUGUGUGAUUACACUGAAUGCAAUUCUAAUAGGUGGUGUUUCCAGGCAGUUUGGAAAAUGUUUUUUUUUUUGGUGCAACACUGCUGAACACUGGAAUGCAUCUUACAUGACCUAACACAGUCCUUCUUUUAAUCCAUGUUGAGGUAAAAUACUGUAUUUUUUUUUCUUCUGUAUGAGUAGAUAAUGUCACUAUAGUAAUAAACUGGUUGAAAUUAAGCAUUUUCUUUGUUAAGAAUAUGAUUAAAAACUGUUUGAGAACUUUGUUAAAAGGAGAGGCUUGCCUUAUGCAUAUUCUUGCAGAAAUAAAACACCAUUUUAAUAACAUUUAUUAUUUCACAAUAUAAUUUUAGCAUAAUUUUUUAUAAAUUCUAGAAGGCUAUUGGAUUUUUUUAAUGGUAUAUUUUAACAUACCACUUACUACAUGUUGCCAGCAAUUUAAUUUUGACUGAGAUGUGCUUCUUUUUGACCACUGCGUCAUUAUGACUUCUUGCAGUGUUCUUGUGAAACUUUUCUGGUCUGAAACCCCAGAUGUGCCCUGAACCAGGGGUGGCAGGGAGCAUCUGAGUAUCAAUACUAAGUUAUAUUGUGGGGUGGGGUUGUAAACUGUAACACUGUAAGGAGCUAUGAAUAGUUGUCAUUUACAAUAUAUCAAAGACCUGAACAGAGUUCACAAGAAGUUUCUAUAGAUGAUGAAUAACAUGUUUCUCUGCCUGUUCUGCAGAUUCAUAUAAUAAAACCGGGUCAUUUCACCACCA